Molecule: messenger RNA, 696 nt
Organism: Vanderwaltozyma polyspora DSM 70294
Lineage: Eukaryota; Fungi; Ascomycota; Saccharomycetes; Saccharomycetales; Saccharomycetaceae
Exons: 1
Coding region: 1-696 (231 amino acids)
Biological process (GO): signal transduction
Cellular component (GO): cytoplasm
Source: RefSeq, a predicted model, not a curated record
AUGGUGGAAAAUAUGAAGACUGUUGCUUCUUCUGGUCAAGAAUUAUCAGUUGAAGAAAGAAAUUUGUUAUCUGUUGCAUACAAAAACGUUAUCGGUGCAAGACGUGCUUCUUGGAGAAUUGUUUCUUCAAUUGAACAAAAAGAAGAAUCAAAAGAAAAUACUAAUCAUCAAGUAGAAUUGAUUAAAGAUUACCGUUCAAAAAUUGAAUCAGAAUUAACUACAAUCUCUCAUGAUAUCUUAACCGUCUUAGAUUCUCAUUUGAUCCCUUCUGCUACUAGUGGUGAAUCAAAAGUUUUUUACUAUAAAAUGAAAGGUGAUUAUCACAGAUAUCUAGCAGAAUUCUCAACUGCUGAUGCAAGAGAUGAAGCCACCACAAAUUCUCUAGAAGCUUACAAAAAGGCUUCUGAAAUCGCAACUACAGAAUUACCACCAACUCAUCCAAUUCGUUUGGGAUUAGCUUUGAAUUUCUCUGUCUUCUACUAUGAAAUUCAAAAUUCUCCAGAUAAAGCUUGCCAUUUAGCAAAACAAGCAUUCGAUGAUGCCAUCGCUGAAUUAGACACACUAUCUGAAGAGUCUUACAAAGAUUCAACUUUGAUCAUGCAAUUACUAAGAGAUAACUUAACUUUAUGGACUUCUGAUAUGUCUGAAUCUAAUGCUAACGAACAAUCAAAUGAAGAAAACGAUGAAUCAAAGUAA